UCGACCAUCAAUCAACAACACGUACAGAACAGCUCUGUUUUUGGGUUAAAGAGAAGAGAAACAUUGGAUGUGGCUAUUUGGGUUCUCGACAACGAACCCGCGAGGCCUGUGGAUGCUGGGGGCGAUCGUGAUGGUGGUGGCGGUGACGAUGGUGCUGCGGUGGGUCGGGGAGUACAUGGAGAAGCAGGCGGUGCGGCGGGAGCACCUGGCGGAGAUGGAGCGGCAGCACCGCUACCACAAGAAGAAGGCGAUGAUGCGGAUGUGGAGCUCCGGCGGCGGCGUACGGACCUAUUCGUUGGACGAGCUGAAGCUGGCGACGAGGGAUUUCCGGAUCCGGAUCGGGGUCGGGGCGACGUCGUACGUCUACUUGGCGGAGCUCGGGGAUGGGAAGUUCGGGGCGGUGAAGCGGGUAAUGGAUGACCGGGGCGGCAGCCGGAAGAUCUUCCUCGACGAGGUCUCCGUCCUCCUCCGCAUCUCCCACCCGAACUUGGUCGCUUUAUUGGGCUUCUGCUUUGAAAAAGGGGAACAACUUCUCCUCCUGGAGUACGUGAACAAGAGCCUGUUCGACCGGAUGCACACCGCCGCCGGCCAAUCCGGCGGCGGGAUCCUGAGCUGGUCGAACCGGGUCAACAUCGCGCUCGACAUCGCCCGGGCCCUCGACUACCUCCACUCCCAAGCCGACCCGGCCAUCAUCCACCGCGACGUCAAGUCCUCCAACGUCCUCCUCAUCGACAACGACCACGCCAAGCUCGCCGACUUCGGCCUCUGCAAGCUCGGGUGCGACAUGCAGGCGGCCGACCACCGGCGCCGCCCCAGCACCCCGAUCAAGGGCUCCGUCGGCUACGUGGACGCCAACUACCUGAACACGGGCCUCGUCUCCCCCAAGAGCGACGUCUACAGCUUCGGCGUCCUCCUCCUCGAGCUCAUCACCGGCCUCAAGGCCGUCCAGGGCUCCUUCACGCUCCCCGAGUGGACCGCCGACGCCCGCGGCGCCCUCAACGCGGACGACGGCGGGGAGGCGCUCCGGAAGCUGCUGGACCCGAGCCUGAAAGGGAGCGCGGACUGGGAGCAGGUUCGGGCGAUGGUCCACGUGGCGAACCUUGCACUGCUGGAGAAUUACGAGGCCAGGCCCGAGAUGUGCCACGUGGUCGACAUGAUAGUUAGCGUUUUUGAACAUGAUGAAUCCAUGCCGCAGCCUUAUAAGCAUGUCUGACUAGCUUUAAUUAACUAAUUAACUAACU
Linum trigynum is the source of this 1241-nucleotide messenger RNA. The record is from the annotation of a GenBank genome assembly. NCBI's taxonomy places the organism in Eukaryota, Viridiplantae, Streptophyta, Magnoliopsida, Malpighiales, Linaceae.